Leishmania braziliensis MHOM/BR/75/M2904 is the source of this 1230-nucleotide messenger RNA. RefSeq lists its product as hypothetical. The transcript has a single exon. NCBI's taxonomy places the organism in Eukaryota, Euglenozoa, Kinetoplastea, Trypanosomatida, Trypanosomatidae. Gene Ontology annotation, cellular component: cytoplasm. The record is from RefSeq and is a predicted model, not a curated record. The coding region runs from base 1 to 1230 and encodes 409 amino acids.
AUGGCAUACACGGAGAACCGCGCCAGCAAGGCUAUCGAUGUGUUUCUCGACAGUCGAAGCGGCUCGCCAUCCGCUAUGGCCAGCGCCAGUGUAACCACCUCCAACAACGCCAUGGACCACAACCGAUUUGCCACAAUGAUCGCCCUGCAGAACCGCCUUCUGAGUAUUAUGGCGGAGGCACAAACCAUUGUACAGCACCUGCAGCAGAACGGCUUCUUCCCCCGCGGCUCUGGAGCCAACCCGGAGGAGGAUGCGGCCAACAUAAUCAUGCAGAUGCUGCGCGCCAGCCUUGAAGUAUCCCAUUCCUCGGCCACGUCGCCGAGCGGAAUGGUCUGUGGCUCGCCGUCGACCAUGGACGCUGGAGGCAUGCAGCAUAUGUCCAGUCUCAACUCGAACAUACCCGCUGCCUUGGACGACGUGCCGUCCAGAGCUCCGACCAAGUCGUCCCCCCAUAACAACACCAACAGCCGUAGCAGUACGGACAAUGUGGCACACAACGCCGUCUCACACAACGUCGUCGAGGAGUUUCUUCUAUCCGGCCAAGAUGGUCAGCAACAGCAACAUUACUCGAACACUGCGAACGCAAACCACAAUGAAGAAGAAGGUGACGAGCUGCCGGAAGGGUCAGAGAUGCUGGCGUUUGUUGAGUUCAAGCGCGGCCGCGUCCGCAAGUACGUGUGUGAGCACCGCAUCGAGCCUGGAAACUACGUCCUCGUAGACGGCGACCGUGGCACAGACUGCGGCCUAUUGGUACAGACGAUCGAGCGCAAGCCAAACAACGAGACGGCCGUUGUGUCGAUGGAGGGCUGUGACAUCCGCGAUGACAAGAUCAAGCUGGAGAACGGCCGCGUUCUGCGCCAGGCCUCAGAAGAAGACAUCGACCGCCUUCACAACAUCAUUGCGAACGCAGAGAGCGUUGCGCUCAAGACAUGCCGCCAGCGGUGUUUGGAGCUCGGCAUCGACAUUGACCUGCAGGAUGUGGAGUACCAGUUCGAUAUGAAGAAGAUCAGCUUCUUCUUUGACUGCGACCACAGCGUCGACUUCCGGUCCCUUGUGCGGGAGCUCUACCGCACUUUUGGGGCACGGAUCUGGAUGGAGAACAUCAACCCCAAGGUCAAGAACUCUAUGCCAGACGCUAGUGGACACGAGCGCAGUCAUGGUGGGGGUCAUCACGGCAACGGCAGCGGUUGGCGCAACAAUCACCGCGGCGGUCGUACACGUGACUACUGA